AUGAAAGUAUUUGGAAUUGACGAUUUAUCAGCAAUUAAUAUUGUCUGUGAUAAAGCCUCGAAUUUUUUAAAAGCAUUUCGAGAUUUACAUCCGAUUACUUGCUAUGGACAUAGAUUGAAUAAUGUUCUUAAACGAUCAUUCUUCCAACAUCAAAAACAAUUACCUACAUCAUCAGCUACUUCUAUUGAAAAAACUUCUACUAGUGAUGAAGAAGAUGAUGAUGAUUCAUUUUAUAUUCCAUCAAAACCGGUAAAAGCAAACAAGAAGUUAAAUAUUUAUACGAACGUCGUAAAAGAACAAAUGAUGACAACAAAAUUGAUUGAUACUCCACCAGCUGUUCAACUAUUGAUUAAAUCAAUUGUUGAAUGUAAAUCGUUGGCAAAAAUACAUCAAAAAAGUAAAUUCAUACACUUCUUUUUCAGCAAAUUAAUCGUAUGAGAUAUGUUGAUUUUAAUUAGGCUGGCUUGAAUAAGGAAAUUGAAGGAGCUGGUGGUGUUGCAGUACAGCAAGCAAUUGUUAUCCGUUGGAUUUCUUUAAUUAAUUUGUUGGAAAGUAUUAAUGCAUCAUUUAUACAGGUAAAAGUCGUUUUAAUUCCUCGAAAACAACACCAAAGAAUAUCCGGUAUUAAUCAGUAUUUGGUGAAACAAACGAUACGUCUUUUAAAGCCAUUUAAAGCAAUCAUUAAAAUGAUACAAUCAGGAUCAAAUCCAACAUUAUAUCUACUUAGGGCAAUCCAAAAGUAGUGGCAGUAGCGCUUCAAUGCCUUAUAAUAAGCUUAAAGAAACUUUCUCUCUGCAUAGUCCGAUAGAGGAAAGAAUACUCUAUUUUUCUAUGCUAUUUGAUCAUACUUCAACUAAUAUCAUAAUAAUAAAAUUUCGAUAAGAUCUGUGUUGUGAUCUUAUGUGCUGGUUAUAAUAAUACUCAUUUUAAA
This is a messenger RNA of Rotaria sp. Silwood2, 931 nucleotides long. NCBI's taxonomy places the organism in Eukaryota, Metazoa, Rotifera, Eurotatoria, Philodinida, Philodinidae. The record is from the annotation of a GenBank genome assembly.